Molecule: messenger RNA, 1290 nt
Organism: Babesia microti strain RI
Lineage: Eukaryota; Apicomplexa; Aconoidasida; Piroplasmida; Babesiidae
Product: ribosome maturation factor RimM, putative (RimM)
Exons: 3
Coding region: 1-1290 (429 amino acids)
Biological process (GO): rRNA processing
Cellular component (GO): ribosome
Molecular function (GO): ribosome binding
Source: RefSeq, a predicted model, not a curated record
AUGUUGAUUCCAUUCACUUAUUUCACACUGUUAAUAAUCAUAUAUGGCGCAAAUUGUUGGCGUGUUACACAUAAUUUGCAUAGCAAUAUACCAAACCGCUAUAGGUUAAAUUCAGUUCGUCGGGGAGUGCUAACAGAAUUCAAAUACUACAAGCCUAGCAAAUAUUCCAAAGUAGGCUUUCCCCACCGCGACGCCGAUGAAGUUGUAUCUGAGCACAUUGAACAGACAGCAUCUAAUACUAGUGCGGAUAAUUUGAUUUUAUCAAAAUCAAAUCCAUCAUAUAUAGAACAAAUUAGAAACAAUAAAUACUUUCUGACAGAUUCGUUCAAGGAGGGUAUUAUCAACUGCCCCAGCUUCACCAAUGAAUAUAUACAAAUUGCCACUAUAACUAAAGUACAUGGACUUAAGGGUCAUGUUAGAGCUAUUUCAUUUGGUUAUCUGAAAGAUGAACAGGUUCUUAAGUCAAAAUACCUGUUUUUACACUUUGACGAGGAGAAUGAGUUCCCCUUGGAGCUGGAGUAUGGAAAAUUGUUAAAGGGUACAUAUUUGCUAAAGUUCAAAGGCAUAAACACCCCAGUUGAGGCUGCCAGAUUGGUUGGCGCUCAGAUAUCAGUUCCCAGUACUAGCAUAUCAGUACCCAAUGACAACGUGUACUUUACCCAUGAUUUAUUGGGCAUGAAAGUUUACUUAUACAGCGAUAUCUCCAAAACUUGCUUGGGAAAAAUAAUAGACUGCAUUUCUAGGCGUGAUAUCGCAUUCACUAGGAAGCUAGAACCUUUUACGGAUGACUUGCUUGAGUUGGAGCUUGAUGUGGGACUAUCACUUACACAAUUACAGUCACUAAUCAGUCAAUCGGAUAAUAUUGACGAUUCUUCUAAUGCAGAAAUAGAUGAACCAGUUACUUUGUUAAAUGAAAAUGAGUUGGAUUGCGCAGAUAAUGUCUAUGAGGGGAUGGAGGAAGGAAUUGCAUAUGUUAAAAUUUAUAAGUGUUCUGAAUGUAGUAAGACUUUUACCAAUCGCGCAUUUGCUGAUACUCACGUUUGCAAUUUGAAUACUGAGUAUUUAUCGCAGUCUCAAUCUAAAUCAGAUCUUGGUCUAGAUUUGGAUGGGGAAAUAUGCACAAAUGCAAUUGAAAUAGUACCCCUUGACCAAAUGAUCAAGGAAUCUCCGACUGGAAUGAAAAGGGUAUUUGUGCCGUUGGACAAGAAUCGGACGGUUAGAGUUAUCGAUUUACCAACUAAUUCGGCGUACAUCGACACUUUUACUGUGUUCCUAGCUGAAAAUUCAUGA